This is a messenger RNA of Staurois parvus, 69 nucleotides long. NCBI's taxonomy places the organism in Eukaryota, Metazoa, Chordata, Amphibia, Anura, Ranidae. The record is from the annotation of a GenBank genome assembly.
AUGUUGGGAACCAGCAGACUGGAAAACAAGUGCUUUCUAUUGGAUCUGGUUGUGAUAGUGUGGAAAUAG